Bursaphelenchus okinawaensis is the source of this 2338-nucleotide messenger RNA. The record is from the annotation of a GenBank genome assembly. NCBI's taxonomy places the organism in Eukaryota, Metazoa, Nematoda, Chromadorea, Rhabditida, Aphelenchoididae.
AUGCCAGUCGAAUGUUCGACAUUUGCGAUGAGAGUUUCUGCAAACAGCUUGUCGGCAUGGGUAAGUUUUGCAUAUUUUAUAAAAAAAGCUACUGAUAAUAAAAGACUUUUGAAGUUUCUGAACUUUUAGAGCUUUUAUACUUAAUCUAAACAUUUAUAAUAUUUUCAAUUUUUUUUAAAUUUUAUGUUUUCAGUUUUUGAUCCAAACAUAAAAAUUUGAAUUUUAGAUAUGGCUUGACAUAAUAAAGUACCUCGAUACGAUGGACGACACUGUUUCCUUGGCUAUGGUUAACGUGUACUUUUACAGGAUUGUGGGUAUGGAUUUUAAAAAGAUAUGUUACGAGCAUGUGAUAUUUCGGCAGAAAGGCGAGACUUGGGCUUACGCCUAUAAAAAGUAGGUUUAAAAACAAAAAAAUAGAAAAGAUAAAAGUUAUCUCUAAAGGCAUUUGACAGAACAGGAUUUUUCAUAUAAUUUUCAAAAUGCUUGGUGUUUUUACUGACUUUGCACUCAUAUUGUUUUAGUGCUGGUACUAAUGUGAAUAAGACUAUGUUUGUCAAAUACAGUUUUCAUGAUAAACAUGCUGUUUGUUGUCCAUUCACAGGGAAAAUGGCCAUAAAAUUAGAUCACGGCUAUCUUUUACUGACCAACAUUGACUUUGGUUUAAAAGAGCUUACUAUUCUCGACUUUACUUCAUAUACAGACCAAAUUACUCAUGUUAAUAUGAUAAAUGGGAAAGAGAUUUUAGUUCGUACUCCCUUUUUUACGUUAGUGUUUGACCUGCAUAGUAUGAAGGUAAUCCAAAAACAUGAUAUGACACCGACAUAUAAGUAUGCGCCAUACUACGCUUCUCUUAAUUUUCAAAUUGUAAGAAAAGGCUAUGUUUUCGAUUUGUAUUCCAAAAAAGAGUUUAAAAUUGAUGCACAACCUCCGAAAGGCUGUAUUAAGUAUUGCAACAUGUUUGACAAGUCAAAAUAUGUUGUAGUACACACAACAGACAACCAUCUUGUCAUAAUUGAUAGUGAGACAGAUAAAAGACACGACAUUUGUGAAUGGAGGCAAGGAAUGAAAGUAUAUGUGAUCAGCGAAAACGAUUCUCUGUUUAUUAAAGACCAAUUUUAUAACGGUAAGGUAAAUCAAAUUGUAUUAACCGCACAUAUUGUUCGAGAAAAUGCUUUGUUGAAUAACCAGUACAGUAAGACAUACGGUAGGGAAGAAGAACUGUUUUUUAAAUUUCGUUUCGGAAUUUAAUAAAAGGAACCACGUUUAACUUUUUCAAAAAAAAACUUUUUAACGCACUAAGUUAAAUAAAUAAUAAAAAAUAUUACUAUGAUGUUAUAUAUCUUGUUUUAGACCGCAAGUUGAAAAUACCGGGAGCAAAAUGUGAAAUAUACAGCAUGAAAAGACAAAAAUUUCAGCCUGUUGAACUAGAUGAAGGAUGUUAUUGGGAUACCUUUAAUUAUAGUACACUUUUUAACCGAAAAACACAAAAGGUAAGAGUUGUAAAACAAAUGAAUCCUAACAUCAGGGCUGGGCGACGACUUUUGGCCUGGGGGCGGGGGUCCAAAAAAGGGUCUCCCCCUCCCCCCCCCCAGUGCCCGGCCCUGCCUAACAUGUUUCUAAAUUUCCUUGUUAAAAAGUAAGAUUUUGCAGCUUGUUGCUUACAAAAAAUAAUUUUUAAUUUAUUUAGUUUUUGGUCUACAACAAACACAACUAUGAAUGGAUACGAGUACAAGCUAAACCCGAGCUUCUAAUAGUCCAUAGGUGGCUUGAAUCCGGUCUCUUUUUGAAUCCAUUAUCUCCCUUCAAUAUCGUACUUUGUAAAUAUGGAAAUACAGACACUCUUGCCAGACAUUUUUUCAUUCAGUUUAAAAAAAGUAAGUUCUGCAAGGAUUAAAAGCAGGACAAUUCGUAGUCAAAGUAUCUUAUCUCUUAGCUAAAGAAAGGAAAGGCCUAGCUAUAGCAAGGCCGGAAAUUUUCAAAGCAAUUCUAAUCCCACCUAAAGCAUGACAAUUUGUAAUCAAAAAAGAAAAUUGUCCGCCUAAUGAUAAGCUUAUCAUUAUCUGAACACAUUUCAGAUGAUGUUUGUAUGAAACAUUUUAAAGCCAUAUUAAACUAUUGGGAUAUGACGCGUGGAAUAAAUGAUUUCAAAGUUCAAAACAAGCAUCAAAUCGAGAAAUUAAUGAAUAUGAAGUUUCCUGUGCCAAAAGAAUCUUCGGCUGACUUUUACGAUUGGUUUGUUCAACUACACGUUGCCAAUGACAAUGUCCCUUUAAUCGACGCCAAAACUAGUGCCACAAAAUAUUUUAAUUUUUACUCAUUAAAGCCUAAUGAAAAAUAG